This is a messenger RNA of Sphaerodactylus townsendi, 2414 nucleotides long. RefSeq names its product transcription cofactor HES-6-like. The transcript has 4 exons. The record is from RefSeq and is a predicted model, not a curated record. Gene Ontology annotation, cellular component: nucleus. Gene Ontology annotation, biological process: regulation of transcription by RNA polymerase II; regulation of neurogenesis; anterior/posterior pattern specification. Lineage: Eukaryota; Metazoa; Chordata; Lepidosauria; Squamata; Sphaerodactylidae. Gene Ontology annotation, molecular function: RNA polymerase II cis-regulatory region sequence-specific DNA binding; DNA-binding transcription factor activity, RNA polymerase II-specific; protein dimerization activity. The coding region runs from base 201 to 899 and encodes 232 amino acids.
AUACGGCCGGGGUGGCCGCCUUGCUCGGGGGCGGGGGAGAGGGACUGAGUUCGGCCCGAGUUGGAGGUCGCAGAAUUUCUCCCUCUUUUUUUGCACUAUUUUCCUGCCGCCUCCACCCCCUCCCCCUCCCCCGCGACCCAGCCUGGCUUUCCUGGCCCCUUCCUAGUCCUGCCCUUGCCACCCCGCACCCCGGUUCGACCAUGGCGCCUUCUUGUCGGCCCAGCAAGAACCGUCCGAGCCGGGACGAGGAGGAUUUGUACGAGACCAGAGGAGACAGGAAGGCGAGGAAGCCGCUGGUGGAGAAGAAGCGGCGGGCGCGGAUCAACGAGAGCCUGCAAGAGCUGCGCCUGAUCUUGGCGGACACGGAGUUCCAGGCGAAGAUGGAGAACGCGGAGGUGCUGGAGCUGACCGUGAAGCGGGUGCAGGGGAUUCUGCAGAGCAAGUCUCUGGAUAGUGAUAAACUGCUGCAGAGGGAGGCCAGCGAGCGAUUUGCUGCUGGGUAUAUUCAGUGCAUGCAUGAAGUUCAUACAUUUGUUUCCAACUGCCCGGGGAUCAAUUCCACCAUUGCAGCAGAGCUGUUGAAUCACCUUCUAGAGUCCAUGCCUCUUAACGAGGGAAGUUUCCAGGACCUCAUUGUGGAUGUCUUGUCAGACCCUUCUAUCAGCCAGUGGCCUAGUGGUGAAGGGUUCCCCCAGAUAUCUGGGACAUCUUCUGGAGCUCCAAGCCUGCACAGUCCCACUUCACCUCUUCUGUCACCAUCCUUCAGUGAAGAGGUUUGCUCUGAUCUCGAAGACACAGAGGCUGAGCAAAGCCACAUCUCUUUGGAUGGACUGGUCAGGUCUAGGACGCACAACGUGCCUUCCUCCAGCCUUUCCAAAUCAAUGUGGAGACCUUGGUAAAAAAGAACUGAAACAAAGGAACCAACGAAGAUCUACCUAAUAGGGAGAAUACUUGAGCACUGUGUUCUUCUAGCCAUUGGAAUAUAGACGGUGAGGAUUUCAGACGGUGCAUUUGUGUCGUGUUAUAACUGUGUUUCAAGACUGUAUAGAUGGCAUUCUUACCUGUCAAACCCUGACAGGCUAAUAGCUGGAUGUGUUAACAUUUCAUCUGUAUGUGUGAGAGAUGAGUUUUGUAAGUCCUGGUUUCUUUUAUUAAGGGUGUGGGGUUUAAAAGGAUGGAAGUGUUCAAGCAAAGCUCUUUUGAUGAUGAUAUACAACAGUGUUUGGCAACUUAUUUCUGUUUUCUUUUUGGGUUAUUUUGCGGGAGAUUUGGCCCUAAGAAGUGACCCAGAUAUCACUACCUUUUUUUGGUUAGGAAGAUGUUGUGCAUUUGAAAACUUGGUGGUUUAAUCCAACAAAUGAUAUGAAGUUUUAAGUGUCUGUGCACAACUUCAAAUGUUCUAGCGAUAGCGUAACGAAGGGAAAUCCCUGAAAGGGAUUGAUGAGGCUAAUCUAAUGAUAAAUUUAGUGAUCUAGGAUCUCGCCUUCAGUGAAGGGAGAGAAAACUAGAGGCCAGACUGGAAUUAGGUAAGCAUUUAAAUAUUGGUGUCAGGGUGCCUUCUAGAAUUGUGUUUUAUGCACAUCUUCUAGUGCAUUUGAAUUUUUUGUGGUAUGUAUAUUAGCUUGUCAAAUGUUUUAUUUUUAACCUUUUAAUAAAAAAAUUAAAUUCACCAAUGAUUGCAUGUAUUUUGGGGUGUGGCGCUUCUGCUCUAGAAAUUCAGUUCAUGUUAGCAGUUAACUAGCAAUGUAUCCUUGAGUGCAAAUGUUGGUAAUUAAGCACUUAAUUCUUGUACUGUACUUGUCUGUUCAAGUAUGGGCAGUGGGAACGUUUCAUUGGUUCAGGAUUCUUGUGCUAAUGCAGGGGUGAUGGGUUUGGAGUUUAUGUUUUAAUUUGGGAUACUAAAUUCCUGGGCUUCAUUAUGUGAAUUCCGAAUUUCAGGUUGUCACUUAAAUUGGUAUUUAUGAGUCUUUUAAAAGAAAAAAACAACAACCUUCUGCACUUGUGCUGCUCUGAUUCUGUGUGCAUUCCCUUUGAAGUAAGGCCUGCUGGGUUCAGUUGGGCCUUCUCUGAAGUUGGUGAGCAUAGAAUUGCAGCCUGGUGAAACUUCCCUGUUUGAAUGGAAAAAUCUUUAAAUAACACGCAGUGGAGUAGAAAGCUCGGCGGAUUUGCUAUGACUUUAGCCCUCCUCCAGGUAAAAUCAACCUCUUUUUUGUUUUGUUCUGGGAGUUGUGUGAGCUGUGCUGUUGCCUUUCCACAGAGCUGUCAUUGUAACAUAGGCCAAUGCUGUAAAGUUACUUAACACAUGCAAGUGUUCCGGCAUCACAGAAGGGGAGGGUCAAAAGUAAGAUAAGAGAACUAGCUGUGUAACCUUCCUUUUUGUUACUCACGUGGAAUAAUAAAAGUGGAAACUGUUA